GUCUGGUUCGCUCGAUCGGUGUCUCAAACUUUAAUUCGCGUCAAAUACAACAACUGAUGGACAACUCGUCGACAGUGCCGGCCGUAGUGCAGGUCGAGUCGCACCCGUACUUCAAUAACGACCGACUGCGGCGCUGGUGUCUGCACUUUGGCAUACAUUUGACCGCCUAUUCGCCGCUGGCCUCUACCGGACCCGAUCUAGAUCAAGGCAUACCGCGACCCAUUGAACUGCCCUUGAUCAAACAGUUGGCCAGUCGACGUGGUGUGAGUCCGGCGGCCAUUAUAUUCCGGUGGCAAACACAGCGUCGGGUGAUUGUCAUACCCAAGAGCUCUACUCCGGAGCGCAUUAUCGCUAAUAUAGAUAUCUUUGGUUUUGAUGAGUUGACUAAAGACGAGAUGACGGCUAUUGACGGGUUGGACCGUAACUACCGGUGCCAUCGGUGGGAACACUGG
Medioppia subpectinata is the source of this 452-nucleotide messenger RNA. NCBI's taxonomy places the organism in Eukaryota, Metazoa, Arthropoda, Arachnida, Sarcoptiformes, Oppiidae. The record is from the annotation of a GenBank genome assembly.